This is a messenger RNA of Nipponia nippon (crested ibis), 1238 nucleotides long. RefSeq names its product alcohol dehydrogenase 1. Gene Ontology annotation, cellular component: cytosol. Gene Ontology annotation, molecular function: zinc ion binding; all-trans-retinol dehydrogenase (NAD+) activity. The record is from RefSeq and is a predicted model, not a curated record. Gene Ontology annotation, biological process: retinol metabolic process; retinoic acid metabolic process. Lineage: Eukaryota; Metazoa; Chordata; Aves; Pelecaniformes; Threskiornithidae.
ACUUGUGGUAUCAGCAACGUGACUGCUUUGCAGCUGACUGAAUUCUUGGUGCAAGAAAUCAGUGGUGGCAAGAUUCGAAACAGACACACCGGUCAACAUGAGCACGGCAGGCAAAGUUAUUAAAUGCAAAGCAGCAGUAAUGUGGGAAUCCAAUAAACCAUUUUCUAUUGAGGAAGUGGAAGUUGCCCCACCAAAAGCACAUGAAGUUCGCAUAAAGAUUGUGGCCACAGGGAUCUGUCGCUCUGAUGACCAUGUGAUAACUGGUGGACUCAUUAUGCCUUUCCCAAUAAUUCUGGGGCAUGAAGCAGCUGGUGUUGUGGAGAGUGUUGGGCAGGGAGUAACUUCGAUCAAACCAGGAGACAAGGUUAUUCCACUCUUUGUUCCACAAUGUGGGGAGUGCAGCAGCUGCUUAAGCACCAAGGGUAAUCUGUGCCGUAAAAAUGACAUUGGUUCAGGUGCUGGAUUAAUGCCUGAUGGCACCACUAGAUUCACCUGUAAAGGAAAAGCAAUUCACCAUUUUAUUGGUACAAGUACCUUCACCGAAUACACAGUAGUGCAUGAAUCUGCUGUAGCCAAAAUCGAUUCUGCUGCUCCUCUGGAAAAAGUUUGUCUCAUUGGCUGUGGAUUUUCAACUGGUUAUGGGGCAGCUGUGCAGACUGCCAAGGUGGAACCAGGCUCCACCUGUGCCGUCUUCGGCCUCGGAGGAGUUGGGCUCUCUGUUGUCAUGGGCUGCAAAGCAGCUGGAGCUUCCCGCAUCAUUGCCAUUGAUAUCAAUAGCGACAAGUUUGCCAAGGCCAAAGAGCUGGGAGCCACCGACUGCGUCAACCCUAAAGAUUUCAAGAAGCCUAUUCACGAAGUGUUGAUCGAAAUGACUGGCUGUGGUGUGGACUACUCCUUUGAGGUCAUCGGCCGUACCGAAAGCAUGGCGGCAGCCUUGGCGUGUUGCCAAUACAACUACGGAGUCAGUGUGAUUGUGGGAGUGCCCCCUGCAACACAGAAGAUCACUUUUGACCCCAUGCUUCUCUUCACUGGUCGCACCUGGAAAGGGUCCGUCUUUGGAGGAUGGAAGAGUAAAGAUUCAGUCCCUAAACUGGUUGCUGACUACAUGAAGAAAAAAUUUGUUCUGGAUCCAUUAAUAACCCACACGCUUCCUUUCACUAAAAUCAAUGAAGGAUUUGAUCUGCUAAGGACAGGGAAGAGUAUUCGCAGUGUCCUGGUGUUUUAGGUUUCCCAACUGU